This is a messenger RNA of Pungitius pungitius (ninespine stickleback), 952 nucleotides long. It is a transcript of the gene org, whose product is annotated as oogenesis-related gene. The record is from RefSeq and is a predicted model, not a curated record. NCBI's taxonomy places the organism in Eukaryota, Metazoa, Chordata, Actinopteri, Perciformes, Gasterosteidae. The coding region runs from base 106 to 810 and encodes 234 amino acids. The transcript has 6 exons.
AACGUCCGGGUACAUCUCACCCUCCCCUGAGCCCUCACCUGCAGUCACUCCAGCUUCUCCCCCCGCCACCCACCCCACGUUCACCAGGCUUUGACCCGCUGCAGCAUGACUUCCGAAAUCCACCGAGACGCCGCGGAGGAGCUGGAGCAGCCGAAGAGCACCGAGGCCGUCGUCGUUGCGGGGAGAGACGGGGUGUUUCGCUCGAUGCUGCGAGGCCUCUUGUGGCCCUUCGGCCUCUUGGUGCGUGCAUACCGCGGGUUUUGGUGGGCGCUGGGCUUCCGUCGGCCGGCGGAGAGCGUAGUCGUCGUCGUCGCCGCCGCGGCGGCCCCCCCCGCGGCCUCCAGCCCCGCACGACAGAACCUCGCCGGCCGCAAGCGUCUGCGCCGGGCCACCCGCGUGCUGCUGUCCGUGCUGCCCCGCUGGGUGCAGGGCGCACUGGGCUACCCGGUGUCCAGCAGCAUCGGCUGCUCCCUCUCACCAGAAAUCCGUUCCUCUCCUACUAAACCUUGUGGAAAGGGCAGCAAGCGAAAGCAGGAUGAGUUGUACGACGACGAUGACGACGAUGAGGAAGAGGAGAACCAGACUUGGGUGGAGGCGCUCAAUCUGGAGUACGCCGAAGAUGACGACGCUGAGGAAGAUCCCAACUAUGAGCCCAGCACAGCAGAGACCGAGAGUGAGGAGUACUGCUCGCACAACAGCACGGAGAGCGACAUUGAGGUUGAGGGGAGGAGCGUCGUCAUUGAAGACGUGGACACGGGCAUCGAGAUCUGCGAACCGUCGGAAGGCUCAAACCCUGCUGCUGUGUCAUAGUGACUAAAUGUUGUAUUUCAAUGUUUUUGUGCCGUUUAUAUAUUCAAUAAAACUUGUCAUGACAUAGCUGUGGCCUCCCACUAGAUGGCAGUAACCGUUUUUCUAUUCCACCACUGAGGGGACGUGUGUGAAUUUUUUUUGU